This is a messenger RNA of Sugiyamaella lignohabitans, 2007 nucleotides long. It is a transcript of the gene ESF1, whose product is annotated as Esf1p. Bases 1 to 2007 code for a protein of 668 amino acids. Gene Ontology annotation, cellular component: nucleus. Lineage: Eukaryota; Fungi; Ascomycota; Dipodascomycetes; Dipodascales; Trichomonascaceae. Gene Ontology annotation, biological process: rRNA processing. The transcript has a single exon. The record is from RefSeq and is a predicted model, not a curated record. Gene Ontology annotation, molecular function: RNA binding.
AUGGCUCGAAAGUCUGCUGCUGGUGGUGCUGCUAAUAAGUCUAAUCCUAGGCCCAAGGCUGAGGCUGUGACAAGUGACCCAAGAUUUGCAUCCGUUCAUAAUGAUCCAAGAUUCAACUUACCGAAGAGAAAGAAUAUCAAAAGUGAUCUGGACAGUAGAUUCAAAGAUGCUAUCAGCAAAGAGAAGGAGUUCCAAAAAGUUGAAACCAUUGAUAAAUAUGGACGAAAAAUUAGUAGGAACAAUACUAGGAAAGAGUUGGAACGAUAUUAUAACCUAGAUGAUGAGAAAAAGGCCGACUCUGAGGAGAGCGAGAGUGAGCAGGAAGAAAAAGCGACGGCAGAUAUUCAGGAAGACUCUGAAUCUGAGUCUGAAUCUUCUGAUGAAAGCGAUGAUGAAGAGAAGCUGGCAAAGUCUGUUACAUAUGAUCGUGCCAGAGGAGAGGGUCCAGAAGACUCGGAGAGCAGCAGCUCUGAUGAUAGUAGUUCUGAUGAUAGCGAUGACAGUGACGAUGAUGUCUUUGGUGAUGAGGAAGAUUAUGAUGAAGAGGAAGAGGAGGGACCAGGAGUCAAGCCAAAGGUUGAACUUGGUGAUGAAACUUCAUCAUUUGCAGUUGUUAACAUGGAUUGGGACAACAUCCGUGCAGUUGAUCUGAUGGCCACUUUAUCCAGUUUUGCACCAGCUCGUGGAAGAAUUGUGUCCGUUAGUAUCUAUCCCAGUGAAUAUGGAAAAGAAAAAAUGGCUCAAGAAGAACUUCAAGGACCAGCCAAGGAGUUAUUUGUUGACUCGAAGAAAAAGAGCAAGUCCAAGAAACCAGUUAGUGACGAAGAGUCGUCCGACGAAGAAGAAAUCAAUGAAAAGACUAUUAUUCAAGAAGAUAAAGGAGAAGAAGUUGAUGGGUCUAAACUCAGAAAAUACCAACUACAACGUCUGAAAUACUACUAUGCUGUGGUCAAGUGUGACUCUGUUGCGACUGCUAAGAACAUCUACGACAAUGUAGAUGGUACUGAAUACGAAUCGACUGCCAACUUUUUUGAUUUGAGAUAUAUCCCUGAAGGCAUGGACUUUGAAGAUGCUCCUAGAGACGAGUGUACAAAGAUUCCCUCCAAUUAUAAGCCGAACAACUUUGUCACUGACGCUCUCCAGCAUUCUAAAGUAAAGCUCACUUGGGACGAAACACCCAGCGAAAGAUUACAACUUGCUUCCAAGGCAUUCAGUCAGAAAGAAAUUGACGAUAUGGAUUUUAAGGCAUAUCUUGCCAGUGAUAGUGAGGAUGAAGAAGAAGCUGGUGAGGAUGCACGCGAAAAAUAUCUUUCGUUGCUAGGACCCAUGGCUAAUAAGCUUAACGGAAAGGACGGUAAAGACAGCGAUGGAGAAGAUGACGUGGAUAUGGAAAUCACGUUUACUCCUGGUUUGGAUGAGGCAGGAAAAGCUCAAGAGGAAGAGAAGGAAGAGACGACAAUCGAGAAGUACCGUCGUAAAGAAAAGGAACGAAGAAAGAAGAGAAUGGAGAAGUUCAAAGAAUCCAAGCAUGCUGAUGAUGACGAGGAAGCCGUCACCAAACCUGAUAUCAAACAAACCAAUAAAAAGAACAAAAAGGGUGCCAAGGUGGACGACAAGAAGGCUGCAGAGAUGGAACUUCUUCUUAUGGAUGACAAUCUUGACAAUCUCCAAGCCAAAAAGUCUGAUCAGAUCGAUCGGAACGUUAAGAAAUCGAAGAAGAGCAAGAAACUACAGGAGGCAGAAGCUGCCGAAACUGGUUUCGAUAUGCAAGACGAGCGUUUCAAAGAUUUGUUUGAAAAUCCUGACUAUGCUAUCGACACUACUGUUCCUCAAUUUAAGAAGACCGAUGGUAUGGAGAAGGUAAUGAGCGAGCGUAGAAAGAGAUCUCAAAACACUGGUAAUGGCUCGGCUUCCAAAUCUUCUUCCAAACGAAAGGUAGACUCCGUGGACGGCAAAGACGAACUUCUUUCGCUCGUAGAAAAGGUCAAGAGACGGGCAAAGAAAUAA